AUGGGAACGAGCUAUGGGAGCAUGCUGAACGAUUUGGAUGGAGCUUUGAGUCAGUUGAAGACCUCUUUUGGGAAGGGGGCUGACAUGAAGCGGCAGAAUAAGAAUCCCUUCAAAGCAGGAAGUGUUGAACGUUUCCAUUUCAACAACAGUUUGCGCGCUGAGACUGACCCCCGUGUUGCUGAAGCAGAAGCAAAAGGAACCUUACCUGAUAUAGAACAUGUGAAGCCUGCCUCGCACACAGCUGAAUUACGUUCAGUGGGAGCUAUGAUCGGCUUACGGGCUGCCCAUGGGAGGCACCGCUUGGAGAUUGCGGAAUUCUACUCAAACGCACAGGCCCAGAUGAAACAUUGGUUCAGUCUGAUUGCCGCUUACUUCCCGGACGUGAGCGACGAGAAGAAAGAGGAGAUCCUUCUGCGCUGGGUACCCCCUACCAAGGAUGCGGUCUCAGUCACUUCACCUCCCAAGGGGUUUUACGCUCCUUAUUUGGCCGAUGUACUGGGAAAAUUGGAGCAUGAAGAGGAUGGAAAGGAUUUCACUAACCUCAAAGAUGUGGUUGAUGAUUACAGACGGCAGGAAUUUGUGUUCAGCAGGGUCGGUGUGAGCCGAGAAAAAGCCAGCCACUGGACACCAAAGGCCAUCAAGGAGUUGAAACCACCGAUCGGGACAUUGGUGUGGCAAUGGACAGCAUCAGCUUUCCAAGCUUACUACCCAAUGCCUCAAAAAAUGAUUGACGAGAAAAUCAGCAAGGCAAGAAAAAAGGGAAAAGGAAAGGUAAAGACAAUGUGGUCCAUACAUAGGGGUUACGCACAAAAGCGUACAAAACUGAAGGCUUUGCAAGAAGUCACCAAGUGGCUUUGGAAGACUCACAGCAACAACGGUGGGGAUGCUUCGAGUGAGCCGUCCAAAAAGGCCGUGGAGGAGGCUUUGAAAGUAGCAGAGUCUGAGGACAACGCAGUGGGUGGCAACGGGGAGGAUGAUGUUGUCCAAAUACCAAGAGACGUCAUGGAAGUGAAACCAGACAAAGCAGGGAAAGAUGAGAAAGAAGCAGACUUAGACAGCGAGAUCAGUGGUCCACAUGAAAGUAGCAAAUCGAGUUCAAGCAGCAGCAGCAGUUCAGGUCCUUCAGCACCCAAGGGAAAAACAGCCAAAGCGAAAGCUAGCAAAGCAAAGGCAGAACCAAAGAAAGGGGCUGGACGUGGAAGGGGACGGGGUACAGAACUUCCACCGCCAAAGGCGGAGGUCCCCAAAAAACGCCUAGUUCCCUUGGACACAUCCGAUGUGAAAAUCAACCAGAAUCUCAAAGCACGCUUAGAUCAGAUUUCUCAAGACGCUGCCGUUGGAACCUCUGGCAGUGCAUCUUCCAGCGGGAAAGCACCAGCUGGGAAGAGAAGGAAAACUUGA
Molecule: messenger RNA, 1401 nt
Organism: Cladocopium goreaui
Lineage: Eukaryota; Dinophyceae; Suessiales; Symbiodiniaceae
Source: the annotation of a GenBank genome assembly